This is a messenger RNA of Aureobasidium melanogenum CBS 110374, 1086 nucleotides long. Its product is annotated as GroES-like protein. The coding region runs from base 1 to 1086 and encodes 361 amino acids. NCBI's taxonomy places the organism in Eukaryota, Fungi, Ascomycota, Dothideomycetes, Dothideales, Saccotheciaceae. The record is from RefSeq and is a predicted model, not a curated record. The transcript has 4 exons. Gene Ontology annotation, biological process: D-sorbitol catabolic process. Gene Ontology annotation, molecular function: L-iditol 2-dehydrogenase (NAD+) activity; zinc ion binding.
AUGGCUUCCGUGCAAGAGGUCAACCCUGCUGAUGCAAAGAACUUGUCAUUUGUUCUCCAGAAGCCCUACGACGUCAAGUUUGAGGACCGUCCUAUUCCCCAGAUCAGAGAUCCUUACGAUGUUAUCGUCAAUGUCAAGUACACUGGUAUCUGCGGAUCCGAUGUGCACUACUGGACAGACGGUGCUAUUGGAGACUUUGUGGUCAAAGCCCCCAUGGUGUUGGGCCACGAGUCGGCCGGCAUUGUCGAGCAAGUCGGAGACAAGGUGACGACACUCAAGAAGGGCGACCGUGUCACCAUGGAGCCUGGUGUUCCUUGCCGCAGAUGCCCUCGCUGCAGAGAGGGCAAGUACAACCUCUGCCUUGACAUGGCUUUUGCAGCUACCCCUCCUUACGACGGAACCCUUGCCAAGUACUACCGCCUUCCCGAAGAUUUCUGCUACAAGGUCGCAGACCAUGUUCCUCUCGAGGAAGCCGCAUUGGUCGAGCCAUUGAGUGUUGGUGUACACAUCACCAAGCAGGCCGACAUCAAGCCUGGCCAGAGUGUUGUUGUCUUUGGCGCAGGUCCUGUUGGUCUGCUCUGCAUGGCUGUCGCAAAGUCGUUUGGUGCCACCAAGAUUGUUGCUGUCGACAUCAACGAGGAGCGUCUCGAGUUUGCCCAGAAGUACGCUGCCACACACGUCUUCCGCUCGCAGAGAGUCAGCCCUCAGGAGAACGCCAAGCUCCUCACAGACGAGUGCGAUCUUGGUCUGGGUGCUGAUGCCAUCAUCGAUGCCACUGGAGCUGAGCCUUGCAUUCAGACAGCUAUUCACGCCCUGAGAACCGGCGGAACCUACGUUCAGGGUGGUAUGGGCAAGCCAGACAUCAACUUCCCUAUCAUGGCUAUGUGUGCUAAGGAGCUGAACCUGAAGGGCAGCUUCAGAUACGGACCCGGCGACUACCAGCUGGCCGUAGAUCUCAUCACUUCUGGCAGCCUCAGCGUCAAGGAGCUCAUCACAGGUCGUGUCAAGUUUGAAGAUGCUGAACAGGCUUUCAAGGACGUUCACGCCGCCAAGGGUAUCAAGAUGAUCAUUGAGGGCCCUCAGUAG